This is a messenger RNA of Acomys russatus (golden spiny mouse), 3437 nucleotides long. RefSeq names its product kinesin family member 5B (gene Kif5b). Lineage: Eukaryota; Metazoa; Chordata; Mammalia; Rodentia; Muridae. Gene Ontology annotation, molecular function: microtubule binding; ATP binding; microtubule motor activity. Gene Ontology annotation, biological process: microtubule-based movement. The record is from RefSeq and is a predicted model, not a curated record. The coding region runs from base 132 to 3023 and encodes 963 amino acids. The transcript has 26 exons.
GGGGCGCGCGGCGCUGCGGAGCCCGGCCCUCCCGGCCCUCGCGACCCCUGCCCCCUCGGCUCCCGCCGCUUCCCCCGAGACACUGAGCGGCAGGGAGGGGCUCCCGGCCUGCGGUCCCGGCUGCCGGAAAGAUGGCGGACCCGGCGGAGUGCAACAUCAAAGUGAUGUGUCGCUUCAGACCUCUCAACGAGUCCGAGGUGAACCGCGGCGACAAGUAUGUCGCCAAGUUCCAAGGAGAAGACACGGUGAUGAUCGCGUCCAAGCCUUAUGCAUUUGAUCGUGUGUUCCAGUCAAGCACAUCUCAAGAGCAAGUAUACAAUGAUUGUGCAAAAAAGAUUGUUAAAGAUGUUCUUGAGGGCUAUAAUGGAACAAUAUUUGCAUAUGGGCAAACAUCAUCUGGGAAGACCCACACAAUGGAGGGUAAACUUCAUGAUCCAGAAGGUAUGGGGAUUAUUCCAAGAAUAGUGCAAGAUAUUUUUAAUUAUAUUUACUCAAUGGAUGAAAAUUUGGAAUUUCAUAUUAAGGUUUCGUAUUUUGAAAUAUAUUUGGAUAAGAUAAGGGACCUGUUAGAUGUUUCAAAGACCAACCUUUCAGUGCAUGAAGACAAAAACCGAGUUCCCUAUGUAAAGGGAUGCACAGAGCGUUUUGUAUGUAGUCCAGAUGAAGUUAUGGAUACCAUAGACGAAGGGAAAUCCAACAGACACGUAGCAGUUACAAAUAUGAAUGAACAUAGCUCUAGGAGUCACAGUAUUUUUCUCAUUAAUGUAAAACAAGAGAAUACACAAACGGAACAGAAACUGAGUGGAAAGCUUUAUCUGGUUGAUUUAGCUGGCAGUGAAAAGGUUAGUAAAACUGGAGCUGAAGGUGCAGUGCUGGAUGAAGCUAAGAACAUCAACAAGUCACUUUCUGCACUUGGAAAUGUCAUCUCUGCUUUGGCAGAGGGCAGUACCUAUGUUCCAUAUCGAGAUAGUAAAAUGACGAGAAUUCUUCAAGACUCAUUAGGUGGCAACUGUAGGACCACUAUUGUCAUUUGCUGCUCCCCGUCAUCAUACAAUGAGUCUGAAACAAAAUCAACUCUCCUCUUCGGUCAAAGAGCCAAAACAAUUAAGAACACAGUCUGUGUCAAUGUAGAGUUAACUGCAGAGCAGUGGAAAAAGAAGUAUGAAAAAGAAAAGGAAAAAAAUAAAACUCUACGGAACACCAUUCAGUGGCUUGAAAAUGAACUCAACCGGUGGCGUAAUGGGGAGACAGUGCCUGUUGAUGAGCAGUUUGACAAAGAGAAAGCCAAUUUGGAAGCUUUCACGGCAGAUAAAGAUGUCACUAUUACCAAUGAUAAACCAGCAGCUGCAAUCGGAGUGGCUGGCAAUUUUACAGAUGCAGAAAGAAGAAAGUGUGAAGAAGAAAUUGCUAAAUUGUAUAAGCAACUUGAUGACAAGGAUGAAGAGAUUAACCAACAAAGUCAACUGGUGGAGAAAUUGAAGACACAAAUGUUGGAUCAGGAAGAGCUUCUGGCAUCAACCAGAAGGGAUCAAGAUAAUAUGCAGGCGGAACUGAAUCGCCUCCAAGCAGAAAAUGACGCUUCUAAAGAAGAAGUCAAAGAGGUUCUACAGGCCCUAGAGGAACUGGCUGUUAACUAUGACCAGAAGUCUCAGGAAGUUGAAGAUAAAACUAAGGAAUAUGAAUUGCUUAGUGAUGAAUUGAAUCAAAAAUCUGCAACUUUAGCAAGUAUUGACGCUGAGCUUCAGAAACUGAAGGAAAUGACCAACCACCAGAAGAAACGAGCUGCUGAGAUGAUGGCGUCAUUAUUAAAAGACCUCGCAGAGAUAGGGAUCGCUGUGGGAAACAACGAUGUGAAGCAACCGGAGGGAACUGGUAUGAUAGAUGAAGAGUUCACUGUUGCAAGGCUCUACAUCAGCAAAAUGAAGUCAGAAGUAAAAACUAUGGUGAAGCGCUGCAAACAGCUAGAAAGCACACAGACUGAGAGCAACAAAAAAAUGGAAGAAAAUGAGAAGGAGUUAGCAGCAUGCCAGCUUCGUAUCUCCCAACACGAAGCCAAAAUCAAGUCAUUGACUGAAUACCUUCAAAAUGUAGAACAAAAGAAGAGACAGCUGGAGGAAUCUGUUGAUUCCCUUGGCGAGGAACUAGUCCAACUUCGAGCACAAGAGAAAGUCCAUGAAAUGGAAAAAGAGCACUUAAACAAGGUUCAGACUGCAAAUGAAGUUAAGCAAGCUGUUGAACAGCAGAUCCAGAGUCACAGAGAAACUCAUCAAAAACAAAUCAGUAGUUUGAGAGAUGAAGUUGAGGCAAAGGAAAAACUAAUCACUGAUCUCCAAGAUCAAAACCAGAAGAUGAUACUGGAGCAGGAGCGGCUCAGAGUGGAGCAUGAGAGGCUGAAGGCCACAGACCAGGAGAAGAGCAGGAAGCUGCACGAGCUCACGGUUAUGCAAGACAGACGAGAACAAGCGAGGCAAGACUUGAAGGGUUUGGAGGAGACAGUGGCAAAAGAGCUUCAGACUUUACACAACCUGCGCAAGCUCUUUGUUCAGGACCUGGCUACCAGAGUGAAAAAGAGUGCCGAGGUCGACUCUGAUGACACGGGUGGCAGUGCUGCACAGAAGCAGAAAAUCUCCUUCCUUGAAAACAAUCUUGAACAGCUCACCAAAGUACACAAACAGUUGGUUCGUGAUAAUGCAGACCUUCGCUGUGAACUUCCUAAGUUAGAGAAACGACUUAGAGCUACUGCUGAGAGAGUGAAAGCUUUGGAGUCAGCUCUGAAAGAAGCCAAAGAAAAUGCGUCUCGAGACCGCAAACGCUAUCAACAAGAAGUAGACCGGAUAAAGGAGGCCGUCAGGUCAAAGAACAUGGCCAGAAGAGGGCACUCUGCGCAGAUUGCAAAGCCUAUCCGUCCUGGACAGCAUCCAGCCGCCUCUCCAACCCACCCAGGCGCAGUCCGCGGAGGGGGCACAUUUAUUCAGAACAACCAGCCAGUGGCUCUGCGAGGUGGCGGAGGCAAGCAGGCGUAAACAUGGACACAUCGCAGGUGUUGAAAAGUAACUGAAGUGUGAAGAGGACAUAAAUCAAACAGUCUUUCAAUAACUAUAACCUCUGCCCCUCGGGAUUGUAGAAAUUGACAUUUUUGACGUGUAAAUUACUCCUAUCCUGUACAGCUGUUUCCUGCCCUACUCUUGUAAACUCUGCUGCUUCCCAAUACUAGAGUGCAAUGUUGAUGUCUGAGAAGGGAAAUGACAGUUUGCAACUGCGGCCCUAUUUAUUACACAGUUUGUCUUUCAUGUCUUCACUGUGCCGAGUAACUACAUUACAGGACUGUGCUCCGUGUGUCGGCCUUUCCCGUGUGCUUGAGUCUUGGUUUACAUUACCUAGCUGCUAUUGCUUUUCAUUUUCCUUUUUCUACUAAACUUCUUUCUUUCUUUCUUUCU